This is a messenger RNA of Laccaria bicolor S238N-H82, 606 nucleotides long. RefSeq lists its product as uncharacterized. The transcript is spliced from 4 exons. Lineage: Eukaryota; Fungi; Basidiomycota; Agaricomycetes; Agaricales; Hydnangiaceae. Bases 1 to 606 code for a protein of 201 amino acids. The record is from RefSeq and is a predicted model, not a curated record.
AUGGCAAGCUGGCAAAUUCUUUUCGACGGUUCUGUCUUUACCCGUGCUGUCUACUACUUGGCUCACUCAUUGUUCAACGAGGAGGGUCUCGCUGACUGCGAUGGUGAAGACAUCGCUAAUCUGUUGACUAUUGUUCACCCGCUUAUGAUUCACUACGUCCGUUCCCUCGAUGAUGGCUCUCAAGAAACUCCCGGCGACCUUCGCGUUCGUAAAUCGCUUUACAAUGCGUGGGCCGUCUUGAGUACCGAUCACGCCAAUCCGGAUUGGGAUGAGUGGAUGCUCGAGGCACCUCUCGAAGACGAAUAUUAUGCUGAGGAGGAUUGUCUUACUGGAGACUUCAUCAUUACUCCUUUGAGUAAUGAUGAACUUCUUCAAGUUCUCCCUGCGAUUUGUGACGCGCCCGUCAGGGCAAAUCCUUUCCUGGCGCCGUCUAUGCCUAUCGCUCGUCGUCACCCAUCGCCGAUUGCAGAACGCGCUCCUUCGCCUGUCCAUACUCCAUCGCCCAUUCGCGAGGAAUCUGUCCAGCCAAUUUCGCCAUCCUUCAUUUACGCCUUCGAAGUAAUAGUCAUUCGAAUCGACGUGAUCUUCAAGUCCUUCUUCGUCUAA